Messenger RNA from Ooceraea biroi (clonal raider ant), 2366 nucleotides. RefSeq lists its product as uncharacterized. Lineage: Eukaryota; Metazoa; Arthropoda; Insecta; Hymenoptera; Formicidae. The record is from RefSeq and is a predicted model, not a curated record.
UGCAUGAAUACGCCUCUCACUUUUCUAUAGUUUCAGGCUUUUGAAAUUGUUUCAAUAUUUACAUUUAUUUGUGUUUAUGCAGUAAUAUAUCAGUUCUUAUUAAUUUUGUAUUUAAAUCUAAAGAUGAAUUUCAUAAUGAAUUGUAGAUAACAAUUCUGUUCACAAAACACAGAUAUUUGAUAUACUUACUGGUUCGUUAUGGACACAGAUAUAUUAAGAAUAAUAUUAAGCAGCUGUGGAGGUGCGGGAAAUGCUCAGUGCGAAGAUUAUAAGGAUGUGUCAAGGGAAACUUUACUUUCUCUAGAGUCUGACACAGUACUGAAUACAUUGUGCACUUCACUGAGCAAUCUUCUAUGUUGCAAAGUAUCCAGGGAAGCUUACCAGCGCUACUCGGUUCGACUUUUGAUAAUUGACAUUCUACGGAAAUGGUGUAGGACAACAAACAAUUUUGAACAUCUACAAAUAUUUACAUCUAAAGAAAAUAGCUUGAAGUUUGUGAGUAUUCUUUUAGAUAAAUAUCUCACGGACGAUGUCUUGAGCGAGUGUUACUCGGAGGAUGCUCUGAUAUCUUUAACUAGUGCUGUGAUACACUUGUCCAUUGACAAUCCGUCCUUCAUGCAUCAUUUAGACAGAUUACUCGUAACGCUUUCUCAGCUAGAGACUAACGAUAAGAUUGAUAAAUUCUUGCAGAGUGUUCUAAGCUCAAACUUACGCCUUAAGCUAUCUACAAGAGAACAAAUAUACGCCUCGCAAAAAUUUAAAUUAAUAGAAGAGCCCUUGCUCAACGGUUUCGCGCUCGCGUCUUCCGAUUCUAACAAAGAGGAUUGCGCAAACGAUCAGAGCAACGAGUUAACGCUGAAUCGGUUAUUGGAGUUUAGUGCCGAGUCUGCAUGCGUUUUUCAAUUAACGUUUAACUUUUUGAAGGAAUUAUUAGUUCAACUGCAAUACGCUCCUCUUGUUUUGGAUUUUACAAAGUCAAUGCUAAAGCGAGUAUCUGCCUAUUGCGAAAAUCAUGGUAGAGAUAUACUGGAUCUCUAUCCUAGGAAACUGCGGUCCUGCAUAAUUUUAUUGAGGAUAGAGCCCAGGCAUCAUACAAUGCAGACGCGGGACUACACGUUGCAAACUAUGAAACAAAUUUUCAAUGAAAAUAAGGAUGUCUUAUUAAUCUUAAUGUCGCACUUUCCUCAAUGGCUAGAAUAUUUUGCAAGUUAUGUCGCGAAUGAUGCACGAAGUUGACUGUUGGAGAAAAAUAAUGCAGGUUUAUAAUAUAAAUAAGAUUUCUAUUGUGUCGUAUUAGUAUUAUUUUUGUGCGCGCUUAAUUAUAAAAUGCAGAUAUGUUUAUUAUGUAUUUAAAAAUAAUAAUUCUGAAUGUCUGAAAGGGAGAAAUGCUGACGCAGUGUGUACCAAAGACGGAUCUUUAUUUAUUGUUCAGUCACAAAAUGUAUGCUGGAAUGUUCGACAAUUUAAUAAUGAAAGUUGGCAUCCCGGAUGAUUAAAGCCAUAAAGUCACGUUAACGGCUCAUUCACGCUCCUAGAAUACAUCUUAUGCGAAACGGUGGAUCGAAAAAAUGUCGCGGUACUCGUGCUAUUUCAAGCGGAAUAUUUCGAGAAGGAAGAACAUUCGUACCUUGUGACGCGCAAAAGCAUUUGUCUCUACAUCUCAAAUAAAAAGGAACGUUUUCUGGUGCAAAGGACUACUUAACGCAUAAACUGUAAACGUAAACUGUAAAUCUUUUCAACUACGAGUAUCACUCGUCAAAUCGUGGUGAACAACAUUUAUCGCAAGCUUAAUAAUUUAUUAUUAAUAAUUAACUCCAGAGUAGCUAAACGAAACGGUAGUCGUUAAAAGUUUCUCGUUAGGUAAGUGUGUUGCGAUCUUUUCAAGUCGCAUAAACCCGUUCAUAAAUCGCGCGGUUUUGUAAGUGAGAGGUACGAACGAUAGAUGUCGCUUGAGUUUGACCUGGAUUUUCCAGCGCCUCGUGCGGAUUUCUGCGCGUGCGCGCGUUACUCUUAAACGCAAGUUACGGAACGAUUUCAAUUUUCCGAGGUUGUUUCUUCAGCAGUACGUUUUUCUACCGAGAAUUAAUGCAUUAUCGCGUGAUAAUGUGGUCGGUAAGACAAGAAGCUUUUCGGAGUUUAUGAAUUAACACGCGAUUCGUCGCCGUUUUCGUAUUGAAAGAAAUUUCGAAUUUGAUCGCACAAAUGGAGAGUCCAGAUAGAUGACUCUUCCGCACUGAUCGUGAUGGUUCAGGACAGGUUCGGGAUUCCAACUCGAUACUAUUUUAAUUUCGAGUUUAAUUCACCGAAUGCGAAAAGACCAAAUGUCGACGCAUGUUUCGCAAAAAUAAACUCGGAUGUGUAACAUC